GGAGCAGAGGAGCCGCCGCCCGGUCCGGCAGUCCGUCCGUCCGUCCGUCCGUCCGUCGGCUCGUCCGUGCCGUAGCCUUCCGCUCAAGCCUGAUCUGCGCGCAGCAGGGACAGCCCCAGAGCAGGUCAGCAUGGCGGAGCACCCAGAUGUGGAAGGCUUGGAGGAGAGCUUCCGAAAGUUUGCCAUCCAUGGAGACACCAAGGCCACGGGGCAUGAAAUGAACGGCAAGAACUGGGCCAAACUCUGUAAGGACUGCAAGGUUGCUGACGGCAAGAAUGUCACAGGCACAGAUGUGGACAUCGUCUUCUCCAAAGUCAAGGGGAAGACUGCCCGAGUCAUCAAUUAUGAGGAGUUUAAGAAGGCCCUAGAGGAGCUGGCUGCAAAGAGGUUUAAGGGCAAGAACAAGGAGGAAGCAUUUGAUGCCAUCUGCAAGCUGGUGGCGGGCAAAGAGCCGGCCAACGUGGGUGUCACCAAAGCCAAAACAGGAGGGGCUGUGGAACGGCUGACCGAUACCAGCAAGUACACGGGCUCCCACAAGGAACGCUUUGACGAAAGCGGCAAAGGAAAGGGCAUCGCGGGGCGGCAAGACAUUCUGGAUGACAGCGGCUACGUCAGCGCCUACAAGCACGCAGGGACCUAUGACUCCAAGGUGAAAAAGUGAGGCCCAGGCAGCUGCCUCCCCCCUGCCCGAGGGGCCAGGCCUAGGCCUGAAGGGUACAGGAAUGGUGGGGAGGAAGGGCACUGACCACUUCCCCUCCUGCCUUGGUGGCCACAUCCCAGCCCCAGCACACCCCAGGCUGCCCUGACUUUGUGCCCUGUGCCUUCAGUUUCCUGCCCAGGUGUGGGGUGCCCCUUUGGCCUGCCAGGGCCCUAACCCAGGCUGGUCCCUUUGCCCCCUCCUCACUAACCUUCUGGGCAAAGCAUGGGACCCAGGCCCCAUAGUAAGGAUUCCCAGCCCAAAGUGAAAUGACUGGCCUGUCCGGCCCCUUGCCCCCAUCUGCUUACCCCAUAUUUAAACUGCUGACCCUGGAUCAGUACCUGCUCUGUAUUCAGAACUCAAUAAAGAAAGCCUUUUGUACUCACA
Vombatus ursinus (common wombat) is the source of this 1084-nucleotide messenger RNA. It is a transcript of the gene TPPP3, whose product is annotated as tubulin polymerization promoting protein family member 3. The coding region runs from base 131 to 661 and encodes 176 amino acids. Gene Ontology annotation, cellular component: microtubule. The record is from RefSeq and is a predicted model, not a curated record. Gene Ontology annotation, molecular function: tubulin binding. NCBI's taxonomy places the organism in Eukaryota, Metazoa, Chordata, Mammalia, Diprotodontia, Vombatidae. The transcript has 4 exons. Gene Ontology annotation, biological process: microtubule bundle formation; microtubule polymerization; positive regulation of protein polymerization.